AUGGUGAAGGUUGCUAUUAUUACAUACUCGAUGUAUGGACACAUCAAUUCCUUGGCUGAAAAGGUCAAGGAAGGUGUGGAAAAGGCUGGUGGUAAGGCUACAAUUUUCAGAGUUGAAGAGACUUUGCCAGCUGAAAUUUUGGAGUCGCUUUCAGCUCCUCCAAAGGCUGAUUAUCCAAUUGCAACUCUGCAAACUUUGGAGGAAUAUGAUGCUUUCUUGUUUGGUAUUCCAACAAGACUUGGUACGAUUCCUUCGCAAUGGAGUGCUUUCUGGGAUUCUACCGGUGGUCUAUGGCAAAAGGGUGCAUUGUACGGUAAGCCAGCCGGUAUUUUUGUUAGUACUGGUUCAUGCGGUGGUGGACAAGAAACUACUGUGAAGAACUCAUUGUCGUACUUGGUGCACCACGGUAUGGUUUUCGUGCCAUUGGGUUACAAGAAUGCGUUUGCUGAGUUGUCUAAUGUGGAGGAAAUCCACGGUGGUUCUGCUUGGGGUGCCGGUGUGAUUGCUUCUUCUGAUGGUUCUAGAGCAGCUUCUGAUUUGGAAUUGAAGGUUGCUGAGGUGCAAGGGUCUACUUUCUACGAGACUGCCAAGAAGCUUGUCAAGAAGUCGUCCAAGCCAGCUGCCGCCGAUGGUGCUGCUGCUACUGAAAAGCCAGCCGCUGGUGCUUCCAAGCCAGCUGCUAGAAAGACCGAGAAGCCAGCUGCCAAGGAAUCCAAGAAGGACUCUUGUUGUACUAUUAUGUGA
This is a messenger RNA of Kluyveromyces marxianus DMKU3-1042, 744 nucleotides long. It is a transcript of the gene YCP4, whose product is annotated as flavodoxin-like fold family protein. The record is from RefSeq and is a predicted model, not a curated record. Lineage: Eukaryota; Fungi; Ascomycota; Saccharomycetes; Saccharomycetales; Saccharomycetaceae. Gene Ontology annotation, molecular function: FMN binding; NAD(P)H dehydrogenase (quinone) activity. The transcript has a single exon. The coding region runs from base 1 to 744 and encodes 247 amino acids.